CUCAAGAAUGAAUCUUAGAAACUAUUUGAUGUGGAUUAUUAUAUUUGGACUGAUUAUGAUUUGCAAAACUACAUCAGAAGAUACACAAGAAUAUGAAGCAGAUGAUAUAAACGCAUAUUUAGAUGAAGACGCAAAUGUAGAUGAUGAAGACGCAUACAUAGAUUAUCCUGAAUCAGAAAAAACUGUGGAGACAUUUACAAUUCAGCCUACAAUUCAGUGGACAAGUGCUAGGAAUGAAACUGAGAAUGAUAAGCAAUAUGAUAUUCCAGUAAUUGUUACAGGGUGUAUUCUGGUAAUUCCUGUGCUUGGAGCUAUUGCAUGGUUAGUGUAUGCAAAAAUUAUAAAGAAGAAGAAACCAGUUAAUGAUGUUGAAAACCCAAUAGAGACAGCACAGCCAGAGAAAGAUUCUCCAAUACUUGAAAGCUCUGAUAGUUUUUUCAGGCGUCUGUAUAAAAAAAUUAAGGCGAAGAUAACAAAGAAGAAACCAGUUACUGACGUGGAGAACCCGCCAGAAAUAUCUCCAUCCAAGCAAAAAUUAAUAGAAGCUAAAAGGCCUGUGUUUAAAAAACCUAAGAAAAAGAAAAAGAAGAAAACAGUCGCUGACGGGGAGAAGCCACUAAUGACCAUUCAGCCUCAGCAAAUAACAGCCACAGAUGAAAGCCCUGUUAGGUUGGUAACCCUUAGUUCUCUAUAAUCCUUUCCUUAAGC
Messenger RNA from Xenopus laevis (African clawed frog), 708 nucleotides. RefSeq lists its product as uncharacterized. The transcript has 5 exons. The record is from RefSeq and is a predicted model, not a curated record. The coding region runs from base 8 to 694 and encodes 228 amino acids. Lineage: Eukaryota; Metazoa; Chordata; Amphibia; Anura; Pipidae.